UUUUUUUCUCUUCCUUUUCCCAGCUUUUCCUCUUCUUUCUUUGAAAACUGAUAUAUUAUACUACUUCGUCUUUGGUUUUUUUCCUCAAUAAAUCAGUUAGUUAUGGGCGCAAAUACAUCUAAACAUCAACAAACGCUGAAAACGUCUGCAUCUAGCUCAACGACAACAUUAAAAAGAACCACCAAUAAUCGUUUACCACCACAGAAAUUAGAGGACCUGGUCGAUUUAGGCACAGUAUUUCCCAAUGGUCUAUACACAGCUACAGAGCAAGACUACGAUGCUAGAAUUGUAAGGAAGCUUAUCAUUCAAAGGAAAAUAGCACCGUUCUAUAAGGGUUUACCAGAUGCUCCGGAACCAGUAACACCGACAAUUACUACUACUGCUGCUGAUACCAAUAAUAUUGCCAGCCUUGAAACAGCCACUAGUAGCACUGGUACAUCCAACACAAAUGAUAUCCACUCUGGUAAUGAUAAUAAUAGCAAUAUACCAACACCAUCAACAACAAUUACCGUCUCUUCAACUCCCGAUAUCACUAAAUUAAUACCGAAACCUGUACCACAACGUUCCGCUUCAUCGUCUUCUUUGUUGGAAGUUUCGGCUGCAAGGACAAAGAAUACUUAUAACAAUAAACCAUUACCGGGUAGACCUCGUAGUCAAUCGCAUAGUAAAGUCAACGAUGUAUCUUAUGAUCCUUAUGCAGAGAGAAAAAAGGCUUUUGUUGAAAAAAUGAAACAGAGAGAAAAGAUGCUGUAUAAUGAUGCAGUAGAGUGUCCAAUUUGUUUCUUGUAUUACCCUGCAAAUAUCAACUAUUCUCGUUGUUGUGAUCAACCUAUCUGUACGGAAUGUUUUGUUCAAAUUCAUCGUCCUUUAGAUGCACCUUCACAACCUGCUACGUGUCCUUAUUGUAUGGAAGAGAAUUAUGGUAUCAUUUAUGAACCCCCGGCCUGGAGUGAGAAAAACCCUCAACAACAUGGCCGGGCAAGAAGUAGUUCUCACAGUUCAAUGUCAGGUACAAGGCAUACAACUUCGGGUAUUGGAGAAACAAACAUACCUAGACGUGCAAGUGUUGAUUAUAAGGAUCCAGAUGUGGUGUUGGUUGAUCAUAUAAGACCCAAUUGGAAUAAGGCAUUGGCGAGCAAAGUUCAAUCGGGUAGAACAACCGUUUCAAGAAGAAAUUCAGUUUCUGCUGCUAAUACUUCAUUAACGUCCUCCUUGGCUGCAACAUCCAGCACCAACAAUAAUAACAAUAGAUCAACCAAUAAUCGUAGUCGACACAACAAUUUCUUUUCCAGAUCUUCAAGUAGUAACAGCAACAGUAAUAGUAGUGGUAAUAACGGCGGUACUACUAGAGGUGCAUUGAGUAGCUUGUUUGUAACGAGACCCGGUAGGUCAGCUUCUUCAGCAGCAGCCGCAGAAUACAAUCAAUACUUAUCCAACAUGAGAGUCUCUAAUAUGGAUUUGGAAGACUGGAUGGUAAUGGAAGCAAUAAGACUAUCUCUCGCUGAACAAGAAGAACGUGAAAGAAAGGAAGCUCUAGAGAAGAGGAAGAAAGAAGAGCAAGAACAACAGCAAGGUAGCAGUCUCAGUAACGAAGCCGAGUGUAGUGAUAGUCAAGCUGAUAACAGCGAAGAGACUAUCAGUCACGAUAAAUGUCAGCAGAAAAUGAAUGAUACCCAAACGCAAGGAGAGGAUCUCUGUAAUCAAAAUCUUGACACUACUCUUAUGGCCGCUGUCAUUACUUCACAUUCUACAAAUUUAUCGUCUGCUGCAUCACCGUCAAUAUCAUCAUCAUCAUCAUCAUCUGAAUCGAUAUCUUCUGCUGCUUCUUCAACCAAAAAACAGUCUACCACUACUUCGUCAGCGUCAACUACAACAGUAGCACCUUUUACAAUUUGAGCGUACUAAAAAUAAAGCGAUGAACGAGGAGUGAUAUCUGAUUAUUUGUACGCUUGUUUAUAGUAAUUGCUUGAAGGAAAUUGUUAAGUAUUGUAGAUCUAUCACCGGAGUGAUGAGCAUUAAAAGUGAACGUGUUUGUGUGCACUGUGUAAUGAGAUCUUCAAAUGUUUUGCAG
Molecule: messenger RNA, 2071 nt
Organism: Mycotypha africana
Lineage: Eukaryota; Fungi; Mucoromycota; Mucoromycetes; Mucorales; Mycotyphaceae
Exons: 4
Coding region: 103-1896 (597 amino acids)
Cellular component (GO): cytoplasm
Source: RefSeq, a predicted model, not a curated record